AUGCCUGAGGAAGAUUAUGACAUCUACGGCGAAUACGAAGCUUAUGCUGCUGUCAGAGCCAACCAGGGUAUUGAGGGACAGGAAUUCGACGCAAAGGAAGAGCCGGUGGAGGCUAUGACGACCGAAGUCGAACCCUCGAUAGGUGAGAAACGGCCUCGGAGCGAUGAAGAUGAGGAGGAAGAAGCAAAGCCGUCACCCGUCCAAAACUCGCCUCAGGCCCCUCACGUUCAGUCAGUCCAGCAAGGUCCGGUCAGGACCGAAGGUAUCUCGCAUGGCGUCGUGAACGGUAACUACAACGCCGUAGUGCAAAACGGUGGUCAGAUGGGAGGCGGGAUGGACCCGUCGAUGGUGGGCUAUGAUGCACUGUAUAUUGGUGAUUUGCAAUGGUGGACGACAGAUGAGGACCUGCGUCAAGUCGCUCUUAAUGUCGGCGUGUCAAUCGAUCACCGUGACAUCACCUUUUCUGAACACAAGGUGAACGGCAAGAGUAAAGGUAUUGCCUACGUGGAGUUCAGUAGUUUCGAGAACGCCAACGCCGUCAAAACAUGGUUCGAUAAUAACGACUUCCAAAAUCGACGUGCUACAGCAACUCUGACAAAUUCUUCGCAAGGCAAUCCGUUCCGUACACUCCCUAAAGAACCACCGCCACGAGAUACCCGAACCAGCCAACAAGCAACCCCUGUUCCCACCUCAGGGACAAACAUGGGCCGCGGCUCAACAGGGAACUUCCGCGGUGGUACUUCCAACCAGAUGGGGGGAGGUAUGAUGGGUGCACAAGGUCGCGGGGGCGGUAUGACGAGCAACAUGAUGCGCGGUGGCAUGCCCACAAUGAUGGGUAACAUGGGUAUGGGCAUGGGCAUGGGCGGCAUGAACAUGAUGGGAAUGGGGAACAUGGGCAUGGGUAUGGGAGGCUUCGGUGGGCGCGGCGGCAUGAUUCCCCAGGGACCCCGAGGAGGUGGUAUGAUGGUGGGUGGACGUGGCGGCAUGGGAGGAAUGGGUAUGGGAAUGAUGGGAGGACGCGGCGGCUUCGGCAUGCAAGGUCACUUCAAUCCAGCGUUCAUACAAGGGCAGCAAGGCGGUCAGUUCGGUGGCGGCGGCUCAGAUAGGAAGCGAUUCCGAGCGGACGAUAAUUGAUGAUGCAUCAAGGCAAGCGCCAUUCAAAACACCUGUGGAUCGACGUAUCUAAGUAUUUAUUUAUUUCUAUCCUCCGCUCCUUCGUAUCGUGCGUUCAGCAUUUUAACUUGUUGAUAUUUGCUUUUUCCUUGUCGCUGUUGACAUUGCUGAUGUUCAAUAACCUAUCCUUGUAAUAUUGAAACAUGCGUCGAUCUAUUCUGUCUGCUGGUGAACUAGGAAGGUAUUGCAUUGCACGAAGAGCAUGGGUACGACUGCAGAGACUGAAUACAUGGUGUAACAUAUAAACAAGAUUGCGUUGGCUGAUAGAACAAAAGUGAUGGUGAUUUAUGAUUUAUGGUAUGCGUAUAUCACAUCUAAAGCAUCAAG
This is a messenger RNA of Suillus paluster, 1500 nucleotides long. RefSeq lists its product as uncharacterized. Gene Ontology annotation, biological process: mRNA alternative polyadenylation. The record is from RefSeq and is a predicted model, not a curated record. Gene Ontology annotation, molecular function: mRNA binding. Bases 1 to 1134 code for a protein of 377 amino acids. The transcript has 7 exons. NCBI's taxonomy places the organism in Eukaryota, Fungi, Basidiomycota, Agaricomycetes, Boletales, Suillaceae. Gene Ontology annotation, cellular component: mRNA cleavage and polyadenylation specificity factor complex.